Messenger RNA from Stereum hirsutum FP-91666 SS1, 1236 nucleotides. Its product is annotated as NADH:flavin oxidoreductase 2. Bases 1 to 1236 code for a protein of 411 amino acids. Gene Ontology annotation, molecular function: NADP binding; FMN binding; NADPH dehydrogenase activity. The transcript is spliced from 8 exons. NCBI's taxonomy places the organism in Eukaryota, Fungi, Basidiomycota, Agaricomycetes, Russulales, Stereaceae. Gene Ontology annotation, cellular component: intracellular anatomical structure. The record is from RefSeq and is a predicted model, not a curated record.
AUGCCCAACAUCAACAAAGCCGUACCAGGUGCAAAGGAGUUCUAUCCUCUGAACGAACCUGGCGUUGGUGCCACGCUACCAAGUUCCCAGAACAUACCACCGCUUUUCCAGCCACUGACCAUUCGUGAUGUGACCUUUCAUAACCGCGUUUUCGUGUCACCUAUGUGUCAAUACAGCUCCGUUGAGGGCGAUGCAACUGACUGGCAUUUCGUUCACUACGGUGGCUUUGCGACGCGUGGUGUGGGUGCGAUUUGCAUGGAAGCUACAGCCGUUGUUCCUGAAGGACGUAUCUCGCCUGAAGACGCUGGACUAUGGGCGGACAGCCAGAUUGCGCCUCUCAAACGUAUCGUCGACUUCGCUCACUCGCAGGGAACGAAGAUAGGCGUCCAAUUGGCGCACGCCGGCAGGAAAUCCUCGACCCUCGCUCCGUGGGCUUAUUACCAAGCUCUUAGGGAUCAAAAGCCCGUCAGUUGGGCUGCGAGUGAGGACGAAAGAGGCUGGCCCGACAAAGUCUUUGGACCUAGCGAGCUCUCGUAUGCCCAAGAAUACCAUACUCCUCAUGCUAUGACCGAGGACGACAUGAUAUACGUCGAGGAUGCCUUCGUCGCUGCUGUCAAAAGAUGCGAAGAAGUUGGCUUUGACUUCAUCGAACUUCACGGAGCGCAUGGUUAUCUUCUCAACCAAUUCGUCUCCCCCCUCUCCAACGUCCGAACCGACAGCUACGGUGGCUCUCUGGAGAAUCGGAUGCGAUGGCCACUUCGCGUCGUGGAACGCUGUCGCGAGGCCUGGGGCCAGAAACCUCUGUUCUACCGGAUCGGUGCCACAGACUGGGCGGAAGGCCUAGAGAAGGCGGAGGAUGGAACGUGGAUCCAAUGGGGCAUCGAGCAGACGAAAGUGCUGGUCGGAGAGCUGCAGAAGUUGGGUGUGGACUUCGUCGACGUUUCGACUGGAGGCAAUUGGGCCGCACAAAAUAUCCCCGUGGGUCCGAACUACCAGGUUCCCUUUGCAGCCGAGAUCAAGAAAGAAUACCCCAAUAUGCCCAUUGGCGCAGUGGGCCUCAUAGAGACGUCUUCUCAGGCCAAUGCCAUCGUUGAGGCGAACGAGGCCGACGUUGUCUCUUUGGCGAGAGCGUUUAUUAGGAAUCCGCACUGGGCCAUGCAGGCUGCUCACGAUUUGGGAGUCGCCGUCAAGCGGGCCCAGUACGAGGCUGGGUGGAUGUUCAUGCGGAAGAUAUGA